CAGGCUACGUGAACGUCAUACUUGUGGUGUUGUAGUCAUGCGAAAAUGGAGGCUGUUCCGAGGUUACCUAUGUUAUCGUGCGAAUUAAAAAUCAGCCCAUCACCAUCUGAUUUUGGCCCGCCUUUAAAAAAGUUCAUACGAGAUCAUUACCAUGAAGACCCUGAAUCGUAUAAUAAAGAAAUCAAAGAACUGGAGAGCUUGCGGCAGUCAGCAUGUAAAGUGCCAAGGGACUUCACAGGGUGCAGCACCUUGAAGAGGUACUACUCUCAGCUGUUGAGCUUGCAGAAUCGGUUUCCCAUGGCAGAAGAUGGACCAGCCAGUGUUCCUUUUGUGUGGAGUGACAUUUUUUCGGGUCUGGUAUUCAGUAUAACAGACAUUAAGUAUGAACAGGCAUGUAUAUUAUAUAAUAUUGGAGCUCUUCACUCUGAACUUGGAGCGAUGGACAGCAGACAUAAUGCAGAGGGUAUGAAGAUAGCCUGCACACACUUCCAGUGUGCUGCUUGGGCAUUUCAGCAUUUGAGAGACAAUUUUCCACAACCAAAAGGUAGUGAUAUGUCACAUGAUCUGCUAACUUUCUUCAUUAAUAUUAUGUUGGCUCAAGCCCAGGAAUGUAUUUUAGAGAAGUCCAUGCUAGACAGUAGAAAAUCUUCAAUUACUGCUAAGGUUGCAGCACAGGUUGUGGAAUAUUACAAAAUUUCCAUGGGCAACCUGAUGGCUGGGGGUUCUAACAUGGAGCCUGGUUGCAUUCUUGAUAUAGUUGGAGGAAAGACAUUCAAGACAUGGAAGAAGUUUCUUGAAUUCAAGAUGGCCUAUUAUGCUUGUAUAUCACAUUUAUAUAUGGGUAACCAAGCUGAGGACCAGCAGAAGAUGGGGGAACGGGUGUCAUGGUACCAGUCAGCUCAAGAAAAAUUGGAAGCUGCUGCCAAAAUAGCAAAGUCAAUUGAAAGAGAAGACCUUAAUGAUGCUCUUACUUUUACUAUGGAUGUUGUUGGUGGAAAACAAAAUGCUGCAAAGAAAGAAAAUGACUUUGUUUACCAUGAAAAGGUACUGCCUGUGGAAUCUCUGCCUGAAAUAAAAGGUGCUUCUCUAGUGAAAGGGAUUCCCUUCAGCCCAUCUGAUCCUGAUGUUAGUGGACCCGAUAUAUUUGCUCGUUUGGUUCCUAUGGAAGCUCAUGAGGCUGCAUCUUUGUACAGUGAAGAAAAAGCAAAACUGUUACGUGCUAUGGCAGCUAAAAUAGAGGAUAAAGAUCAAGAAUUGUUAACCUACAUGUCUUCUCUUCAGUUAGAUAUAAGCUCACUGAAGCCAGAAACUGAAAAAAUUCCACAGGAACUCUUAGAAAAAUGUGCUGCUUUUAGUGUAAAACCUACAGCCUUGAAGGAUCUUACAGAUUUAAUGGAAAAUUUGACUGAUAUCAGUAGAGAAGUUGAAAAUAUUCUCAGUGAAAGUAAGACAAUGUUAACAGAAGAAGAAGAAAAGGAAAAGCAUCAUCAGGUGACACAUGGAAAACGAGCACCAUCAAUGAUCACCUGUGAACUGAUGAAAGAAUGUGAGAAGUAUCAAGUGGCUCACAAGAGGGCCUCAGAAUCCAAUGCCACAUUACAUAAAGCUUUGUCACUACACUUGGACAACCUGAAGCUCCUGACAGGACCACUUGAAGAAUUACAAAAAGCUUUGCCCUCUGUUUCACUCUUGGAUGUUCCAAAUUCUGAAGGUGGGGCUCGAGAGUUGGAGAAACUUCACAACAAAGUUGAAGAGAUGCGAUGUCAGAGGUCUAUGUUGGAAUCCCAAUUGCGAGAAGCUGUACAGAAUGAUGACAUUACUAAACUUCUUGUUACUAGGGAUAAAAAUGAUGAUUUACAGAAACUGUUUGAUGAAGAACUGAAGAAACACAGUCAUUUAUUAGGACUUCUGGAGCAAAACCUUGCUGCUCAAGAUAAUAUCCUGCGAGCUUUGACUCAGGCCCAUGCACGAUAUGCAGAUACCAGAAAAGCCACAGAAGACGUCCUACAAAGGAGAAAGAUGUUUGUUCUGUCACUCUUGAAUUCCUGUGAAGCAUAUGAUGACUUGUUAGCUAAAUCUGAGAAAGGGUUGGACUUCUACAAAAAACUCCAGAACAAUGCUGCACGUGUCCUGGCAAGAGUUAAGAGUGUGAUCAGUGUACAGGAUGAAGAAAGGACUCAGCUGUCACAAGUACAAUAUAGAAAAGGUAGAUCAGGAGGUUAUGGUAGUCCAAUUGCUCCUGUAACAGGUCCAAAACUGAAAGAUUUCCUGCCUUACAUGACAGGCCACUCUCUACCACCUGUAGGUACUUCUGUAGGCAACCAGGGUCCUGGAAGUUCCAUUGUGCCUUCUGUUGGGACACAGCCUCAGGUUGGUGUAAUUACAAGCCAAGUACCUCCAAGCUUGGACCCUUCUCGUGGUGUAAUGCCUCCAGAAGUUCUUAAGAGACCUUCUCAAAAAUCAGUACAAGAAGUGGGGAAGCUUCCUUUAGGGUCACAACCAAAUGCCUUGGAAGUAUCUAAAUCUUCAGUGACUAUGGAAGAUAGGCCAGCUCCUGUUGGGUCUGAACAAACCACUACCACAGGCAUGUGUGUUACCUCUAGUUACACAUCAGUCUAUAGCUACGAUUAUUACAAACAAGCUUCUCAGAAUGUUUAUCCACAGUCUCAACAAAUUCCUCAGCAACCUGCUUCAGUGCUCUCACAACAUGGUCAACAGGUUGGACAUCCUUAUCUUCAAGGCUUGCAUCAUUAUGAUGUUCAAGCUUCAACACCUAGCACUAGAUCUGCAAGAGAAAACAUGAACAAGUCCCAGCUUACCCAUUAUGAGAAUUACUCAAAGCUUCAGCAGCCCCAACAUGGGACCAUGUUUUCAGUUCCUUCUUCAGGUGAUAUACCCACAACACAGACAGUAAACAUCCCAUACAGACCUCCCCAGUCAUCCAAGGACAUACACCCGCAAUACCAGCAAUCCCAAUUUUCUAGUGGUUCAUCCAGUCAACAUCUACCAAGUCAGUACCAACCUCCUCAGCCAUCUGGUGGAAUACAUACACAAUACCAGCAAUCUCAACUUGCUGGUGUAUCAUCCACUCAGACUUUUCAAGAUUGUUAUCAACUUCCUCAAUCGUCUGGUACCACAUACCCACAACACCAUAAGUCUCAACCUACAAGUGGACCCUCCUUACAGCCUUUACAACCAGCAUAUCAACCAUCUGCUAGAAUACAUACACAAUAUCAGCAACCUCAAUUUUCAGGUGCUUCAUCCACUCAAACCUUCCCAACUCAGUAUCAGUAUCCUCAACCCUCUAUCUCAUCUACUCAACCCCUACCAAGUCAGUACCAACCCUCUGGUGUUUCAUCUACCCAACCCUUACCAACUCAGUACCAGCCUGUUCAACCAUCUGGUGUUCCAUCAACCCAACCAUUACCAACCCAAUAUCAUUAUCCCCAACCUUCUGGUGUUUCAUCCACCCAGCAUUUACCAACCCACUACAAGCCCAGUCAACCUGCGGGUAUUUCAUCUACUCAGUCCUUACCUAUCCAGUACCAGUAUUCUCAGCCUUCAAAUGUAUCUUUUACCCCAAAUGUAACAACCCAGUACCAGUAUUCACAAUCCCUUGCUGGUUCUGCAUCUACUCAAACUUUACCAAAACAUUACCCUUAUUCACAGCCUGCAAGUGAUUCCUCCAAUCAGAGCUUACAGUCACACUACCAACAUCCUCAGCCUACUAUAGCUAGUCAACUUCAGCCUGCAUAUGGUCAUGGACAAUUUCUGCCUUACUCUGUUGGAACCCAGAAUGUACCACAUCCUAUCCCACAACAAUCCCAAGGAGCAAUUUCUGUGGCACCUUCAGCCCAACAACUAACUACUGGCUACUCACAAGCCUACCAAUAUUCUAAUGUUCCAGGAGGAACUCUGUCAGCACAGUUGCAGGAUCCUUAUUAUCAGUAUCCAUACUACCAGCAGUACCAAAUGCAAGGGCAGCAAGUGAGCUCUGUUCCUUCACUUGUCUCUCAGCAACAUCCUCAACACCAGACAACAUCCAUUCAGCAGCCUAAUGUCCAACAGGAAGUCUCUGCUCAGCCUCAUCCAGAUAGUUUAGGAUCCCCACUGCAACCAUUGCCUGCAAGCACCCCACAGUCUCCAGUGAAACAAGAGAUUCAUGAAGAAACUGGAAAAAUGUUGAGUAAUAGAACUCCUUUGGACACACCUUCUAAAACUACAGCACCUUUUCCUGUUCCUUGUAGUCCUGCUCACUCUAGGCAGUCAAUUGACAGCAUCAGUGACCGGGAGGACUUGCUUUCCAGCACCCCAGAAACUGGAACAUUGAACAAAGAGCAGCAACCUGUUCUUCAACCGGAAGUUAUAUCAGUUGAAGAGUUGAAACUGAAGAAACAACAGAUGGAACAGGAAAAGCAGCUUCACCUAGGAAAAGAUCCACUCUCAGACCCAGUUGUCUUAGACAGAUUCAUUACUGAGGUUGAGAAGUUUGAGAAGUAUGUAGAAGGAUUGACUCGCAAAAAUCUGAAUGGUACUUCUCCGUUGGACCAAAAGUGGAAAGAUUUAGAAAAUAGCCAAGAGCGUGAUCCACAAAAGUGUUCUAUCUCUGUUGCUCGAUGUUAUCCUAUGAAGAAUAGAUAUCCUGAUAUCAUGCCUUAUGACAAAAAUCGUGUACAACUUACAUCCUUACGAAAUGACUAUAUCAAUGCUUCUUAUGUAUUGGACAUAACUCCCAUGAGUCCAAAGUUUAUUGUCACACAGUCUCCUCUCUCCACUGCAUAUGGGGACUUCUGGACUAUGGUAUGGGAACAGCAGGCUGAAGUUGUGAUCUGCCUACAAAGUAACCAAGAGCUAAAUCCUCCCCUGUACUGGCCUACCGAACGAGGUCAGUCUAUCAAACAUGGACCUGUAACUAUCAACUUACAAAGUUGUAAAGAGAAACAGUUGCACGUUGAACGAGUUAUCAAUAUUACCCAUGUUCAGACCAAGAUAUCACGUGUGAUCAUCCACAUGCAUUAUACAACUUGGCUACCAAGUGGAAUGCCUAGCAAUCCUCAGUUACUGCAGUUUGUGAAUGAGGUUCACAGUUAUUAUCAGCAACAACGCAGCUUGGCAAAACCCGUAAUUGUGCACUGCAGUGGUGGGAUCGGACGAAGUGGUGUCUUCUGUCUGGUGUUUGCAGCAGUCCGUGAAAUGGCUGCUGGCCAUGGACCUCUGGAUAUUGUGAAAGUAGCGUCCAUCAUGAAUCAGCAGCGGAAGUACCUGUUACAGGAGAAGGAACAGCUAAAGUUCUGUUACGAAACAGUUCUGUACCAUGCUCAGGACCUCCUUAUGAAGCGUGGAAUACUGACAAAUAAAGGAAAAUUUCAAGAUAAACUACAAUGUGCAGGUUCAGGGCGAACCCAUACUCGUCAUCCUUCAGAAGAUUUCAUACUUGGAGGGGGUGGACUUUCUAAACUGCAGUCUGAUAUGGCUAAGCUGGAAGUUCAGGAGUAUGAUUCUAAGGUUGAGGAACCAUCUAAAAUUGAUAAAUCUGAGGAACAUGAUUCAAAAAUUGAGGAGCCUUCUCAGAACCAAGAACAGUUUGAAGAAGUUGUUUCAAGCUCUACAGGUCAGAUUGAAGAGACACCUGGUGAGAAUAUUUUGGAUUCAACUGGUCAGACAGGUUUAUUGGAACAGCCAAAAGUUGAAAUAGGAGACCCAAGAUCGGGUGCCUUCUCAAGUGAUGGUAAUGUUUCAAAGGCUUCUGAGGAGAAGCCACCCACAGAACCAUCUGAAGGAGAAAACACUCAACCAUCACCAUUAACAAGCCUACUUGAUCCUGCACGUUUCAGUUUAGACCCAGUUGUAGCAUCACCAAGUAAGCAGAAGAUCACUAAAGAUAGUUUUUUGAAUCCAAGUGGAUCCUUGUCUUCUCAGACAGCUGAUCCAUCAGAUCCUUUUAGUCAGCUGGAUCCUCUGUGGUCACUAAAAAAAGAUAAAAAGUAGUGUUUGAAGAACCAUAUUUGUUUCAUUCCUUAUAAUAGGCCUGUAAAAUUUGUAUAUUAUAUGUAUGAAUUCCUUUGUGUAAUCUGGUAUGGAGUUUUUCUGUUCAAGAUUUAUUGGACAUAGUGUUUAAGAUUGAUGUCAAAACAGUCGGAAAACUAGCUUGAUGUAACCACACACACACAAUGAAGCUUUUACUUUGUUCAAAUGUCUUUUUGUUUUUUUUUUUCUUUUAAAAUAUUAAGUUCUAUAAAUGUAAUGUUUUACAGUAAUAUACAUUUUUUUUAUGCUCAGAAAGAACCAAAAAAAAACUUUUAGUUGUACAAUGUGUAAGAAUAUUUUGGUUAUAAAGGUUAAAUGUAGUUUCUGAAUAGCUUCCCUUUCAAAAGAUAAAAAAGUGAUCAUUAUUUACAUUAUUGUAAUUCUUAUAUGGUAAGAUUUUUUGAUCUUUAAUAUUUUUACAGUUCUAGUUUAAAAACAAAUUGUUAAUGUAUUGAAUUACUUGUAUAGACAUUGAAGUGUUGCAUCUUUUAGUAAAUAUUACGCACUAUUUAUAAUAUUAGCAAAUAAAGAUAAUCAGAAAGCUUGUGGUGUGAAGAUGCUUGGAAAUUUUUAUUAUUGGUUAUUUUAAUAUUCCACCACUUAAAGUAAAAUUCGACCAAAUUUUUGCUAAAGCUUUUAUAAACAAAACAAAUUAUUAUUAUUUUUAAGUUCAAAAGUAUUGAAUAAUUGCAUUUUUCUGAUUAACAUAUUGAAAGAUAAACAGAUUUACUAGUUAGUUUUAUAUCUGGUUAAUGCUCAAGAUUCAGAUUUAUGGAAUAGUUUGCUAUCUUUGUGAGUUUGAUUUUUCUUUUGUUCAUAUAAUUUGAGCAAUAAACAAGAGUAAUCUCUUUCCAUUGACUUAGAUGGUGUUUGUAAUUUUUUAAUAUUAAAAUAAUGUUCAAAAACAUGAGUAAUGAUUAUGAAAAAGGUUUUGUUAAUUGUAUGUGGUAAUAAGAUAGCUGUUUUGUAUUUUCUGCAUUCGAAAUAACAUUUUUGCACAACUUAAUACAUGCUAGUGAAUUGUGGUAUUUGUUUUUAUGAUUUGUAUUCUAGAAAUAUAAUACAUAAUACCGCAAACGUUUAUUAGGGAAGAUAAUUUUAAAAAGUCAAGAAGGUUUUAAGCAUGAUAAAUUGAUACUACCAUGCACGUUAGAAGGAAAAAAAAACUUUCAUGCCUAGUGUAAGCAAGUAUAACACAUAACCUAGAAGACAGGUAAUUUGGAAACUUACUUUUGUUCUUAGCUUUUCAAGCACUGUUUGUUUUUAUUGCUCGUUGAUAAAAACAGUAAACAUGUGAGAUGCAACAGCUUCAGUUAAGUAUAACAUGACUGAGGUUUUUUUUUUCCCAGUUGGGUUAAACUUAUAUAAUUAAAAUCGUUGGUAUAGCAUUACAAAGAUAAAAUAUUUAAAUAGUGAAUUACUUUCUUUAUAUUGUUUACUCUGAUAUGAAAUCUAAUGUAUAUGAUGAUAAAGAUUAUGCUGGGUACGAAACAAACAGAAACUUAGCCGUUCCCUUACACAAACAUUCCAAGAAGUACUGUUACGUUGCUUCCAAUUGCUCGAUUAUAAGUGUAUGUGUAUUUUGUAUUGGUAAGUAAGUACUAGGUAAGCUAGUGUUUUUAUUAUUUAAAUUCUGAAGACUUAGGUUAUAAGACGUUUCCAAUAGAAAGGAAAAUCUGAAGCAUAGCAGUUCAAUUGGCAGUGAUUAUUUGACACUGUCUCUCGACUUUACAUAUGUUAUUUCGCAAACAGUCCCUUGAAGCUUAACGAAACGGAUUCAUGUUGUUGGUAAUUAAACAUUAAACUAAACUUGAAGAUCAGUAAAUAAUCUGCUAGAAAUAUGUGAUCGCAAGUUAAUUUUGAAGAUAUAUAUUUAAUAACCUGAUGUACUCAACCAAUAAAACUUUUCAAAAAA
Limulus polyphemus (Atlantic horseshoe crab) is the source of this 7942-nucleotide messenger RNA. It is a transcript of the gene mop, whose product is annotated as tyrosine-protein phosphatase non-receptor type 23-like. The coding region runs from base 46 to 5988 and encodes 1980 amino acids. Gene Ontology annotation, molecular function: protein binding; protein tyrosine phosphatase activity. Gene Ontology annotation, biological process: protein transport to vacuole involved in ubiquitin-dependent protein catabolic process via the multivesicular body sorting pathway; endocytic recycling; early endosome to late endosome transport. Lineage: Eukaryota; Metazoa; Arthropoda; Merostomata; Xiphosura; Limulidae. The transcript has 26 exons. Gene Ontology annotation, cellular component: endosome. The record is from RefSeq and is a predicted model, not a curated record.